Messenger RNA from Symbiodinium sp. CCMP2456, 621 nucleotides. NCBI's taxonomy places the organism in Eukaryota, Dinophyceae, Suessiales, Symbiodiniaceae. The record is from the annotation of a GenBank genome assembly.
AUGCCAGUGCUCUUGGUAUCCGCCGGUUGCUGUGCUGCGGCCUUCGGCUACAGAGCCCUCUACAUUAAAAUCCGCGGACCCCACAAGCCGGCUCCUGUCCGGGUGGACUUCACUCUGCAGAAUCUCAACACAGACCAGGCUUUUGCCGUCAUUCGGAAUCCCCGCCUUCUUGAUGAAACGACGCCGUUCUGGUUUCGUUUGAUAAUUCGCAAGAAGUCCCAGGAGGACAUCGAGGACUUCUUGGCGAAAUCCGAGCCGCAGCUCCUCAAGGAGCAGAAAAGCCAGCUGGAGUUGCCCCUCUUCUUCAACUACUGGAUGCUAGCAUUCGUCGUCCCGUUCCCUUGGACCAGCAAAGUUACCCAGUGCGAGAGAUGUAACAGCUCGGGCGUCGAUUACCAACUGACUUACGAACAAGCCAUCGGGCCGUUCUUUGGUGGCUUCGUGCAUACCCACCUGGUCAAAACAAGUCCAGCGGGGGGCAGCCUGGUGGAGGACACGAUCGAGUUUGAUGUCACCUCGGAGCCGCUUGUGAACAACAUCACUUGGUUCGUCCUGGACUUCCUGCUUCGGGGCCGAUGUGAGAACCUUAACCGCAGUCACGGUGGCAGAAUCCUGAAUUAA